Molecule: messenger RNA, 429 nt
Organism: Ambispora gerdemannii
Lineage: Eukaryota; Fungi; Glomeromycota; Glomeromycetes; Archaeosporales; Ambisporaceae
Source: the annotation of a GenBank genome assembly
AUGGAAGUUUUACGUCAAAACAAUGUAAAGCUUUUGGAUGAGAAUAGAAUCCUUCGUACCAGACUUAGAAUUUCGCAGCAGGGAAAUAGUGAUAAAGAUUUUGAUUUAUACAAAACUAUCGGAAUUCUCACUUCAAUUAACACAAAACUUCAAUCGCAAAUCGAUGAGCAAAAAAUUUGUAUUCAAAAUUAUUCGGAAAAAAUUACGACGCUUGAACUACAAAAUAAAAACAUCGACAGAUCUAAAGUUGAAAAAAUCGAUAAGUUGACUAAUGAAUUAAAAGAAACAGCAAAUGAUCUUUUAGAAAUUAAAAAGUUAUAUAUAGAGUUUAAUGAAGCGUAUCAAGUUUUAUUAAAUCGAAUGCGAUGUAAACCAGCACGAAUUCAAUUACUUGAAUUUCUAGACAAUAAUAUCGAAACAUCGUUAUGA